UUAAAAUACACACAUGCUUUUGCUGUUUUUAAUAUUGCUUGACAGAACGCUUCCGUUUUUGCAGGAGUGUGAAUUUCUGCGAGUGACAGUAAAACUAGUUUAGUUAUGAACGCAGUGAAAAGUGCGUUGAAGCUGUGUAGAUUUUCCGACUCUUUUGGUGGGCAUUCGUUUUCGCCAGAAUUUACGAGGUCGAACGAGCGUUUAACACCCUCGCAACAACAAACUAUAGUUUAAUCAAGCGAAUAAAGCAGUUCUGACCUGCGAGCGAACAGCAUCUCAAUAUCCUGAUUUUCUCCUCAUCCGAGGCUGUACAUUUUAAAAGGAAUAACGCAAGGGUAUAACAUUAAACCCAAAAUAGCCGUAAAUAUUUAAAACAAAUUUACCAACCUUCGCAUUGGGAAAUACCACCAUUUGGUAUAUAAUCAAACUGAAAUACAUAAGAUUAGUGCGCGAAAAUAUUAACUUCAAAUCGAAAACUUCAAAAGCAGUGUCAUUAAAUAAAAAGUAAAAAGUAGUGGCCGUCAGAAAAGAGAUCGAAAACAUUUAAUCCAACAGUUACAAACUGUGGAAGUCUGUGAAAACUUGUGUGAAAAGGUGAAAUACAAAAAAUACUAACCCCGGUGCAGAGUGUAAAAUGCCUAAAACUUUUGUGCGCCUCAACGUACAAAAAUUGUAAAGACGCGAAAACGGGAAAGAUUAUAAUUUUUUGAUUUCCUGCAAUUUCCGUUGGGAAAUAUUAAAUCCUUAACAUAGUUUAAGAAACCGAAAUGCUGCCCAUGUCGAUGGCCACCGCCGAGUCCAAGCAGCUCCAGCGCGACUUAUCCAUUACCGUGUCGCCCACGAGUGGAGGAGCAACCACAACUACGAGCAAUGGAAUUGUUCCAGUCUCUGGCGGAAAUUCUAACCCAAAUAGCCUCCUCACACUCGCUCCUCCUCGAAAGGAGGAACUGCGCUUCGUGCCACUUGCAUCUAUGGCUGGAAACAAGACCUGCAAUAUUACCAUCAGCAAUGUACAGCCCAUGAAAUCCAAACUAACAACGGUGAACAUUGUGCCAAAUCCGUUGAAAAGCACUGCAGGAUCUACAACUGGCGGAGGAUCUGCAUCUUUAUUUCAGAUUGUGCCUUCGCCCACUAAUACUAACCCGCCACUGGUGGCUUAUUUGGCACCCAACGUUAAAACCAAGCUGCUCGGAGGAGGGGCGUCUAAUCCCCAGCCAGUGGUGAUACGUUCUGGGACACCAUUGAAUAAGAGUAGCCUUACGAUUCACAGUAAUGGUAUGGCGACCAUGACGCCCGUUCAAUCUGGAGGAUCGGGAGCUGAAGGAAACAGUGGAGCAGGAGGAGCACCCUUAACCCUACUGGGCAAAACAGAGCUUCCACAGAAAUUACAAACUGCACCUGGCCAGAUUCCCAGUACGGGUCCAACGCAAGUCUCCUUGCUCAAUCCCCUCAAGCCACGUGCACCACUCAUACUCAGCAAGGUGGCGGUGGACAAGCUGCGGCUAAAGUUCAAUCAGGUUAAGAACAAUCCAAAUUCCCUGGUUCUCAACAAUGCCAAUAAUGUGAAGAAGCUGGUAAACCUGCCGAACAGCAGUGGCGAGGAUACAAUGAGGACAUCCCAGAAUAACAACCACAUUAAUAACAACAAUAAUAAUAAUAAUAAUAAUAAUAAUGCUGGCAAACUAAAGGCGGUUAUUCCAGUUAAAGCCACGCCUGUCGUCACUGAUGAGCAACUUACCAACAACAAUAUGAGCCUGAUUAAGGGCAAACCACUAGCUGUUAAGGCAAUGCUCGUGCCCAGCCAGGAUAAGCCAACUAUGCCGGCAGCUAUACAAGUCGCAGAGGAUGUCCCCAAGCCCAAGACACAGUCCGCACCUAAACCCACUUCAAAGCCGCAUGAAAUUAUCCCAAAUGGGUUAGCUAAGGAGUCCAAGAAGCCUGUCCAGCUGCAGAAACCUGAGCGAAAGGAAACCCCUAAGGUGCAGCCAGUAGUGACAAAGGAAACCUCUCAGCCCAAAACGGCUGCGGCUAAGGAAUCAACCAAGUUAAAACGCUCCAAAUCCUUUGUGGGCACUCAACCUUCUUCUUUAGUGGCCAACAAUGAGCGGCGACACUCGGUUGCAAUUAUGGCUAAGGAGGUGGAUGUUAUAGAGCAGCCAAGUGCACCCAUUGAGACCAUCACCAUAGAAGAUGACGAUGAUAGCGAGCAAGAGGAGCCGGAGCCUGAGCAAAACGGAAUCAUAAUGCCCAUUCUCCCCGCAGGGAUAACUAUUUCCACUACGAGCAGAACAGCAGUUAAGCCAAAGCCCUUGAGAAAGAACUCCUCCGUGACGACAAUCUCCUCACGAGCUAGUAGAAGUUCGUCCAACAGCGAUGUGGAAGAGAUCUGUGCGCCGGGCAAGAAAAUCGAGGAUGAAUUGAAUUUACUGCCUGGCAUUAGCAUUAUCAGGGCGGAAACCCUACCGCUGUCUACGGAAGACUUCGAGCGUUCUCUCCGCUGCGAUGAGCAGAUACCUCAAACCCCGCCCAAGUCUUCGUCUUCCUCAGGCGGAUCUAACGGAUCAGACACGUCAUCACCGCCUAAAAUUACCAAUUCUAUGACACCACGUUCACCCUUAAAGAAUGGAAAGAAAUCUUAUGACCAUGAAGUGGACACACCUGGCAGUAGGGCAAAUUUCUUCAAGAAAACCAUGGUACAGAACCUGUCAAUGCUGAAAUGGCGUGGUCAGCAACCGGCAAAUUUGCAGAACUCUACGAUCCGGUUCGAGUUGAAUCAGUUCAACCUCCUGCAGAUAAAUGAGAGAUGCCAACCGCGCCAAGGUCCAGCGGCGUAUUUCGAGCGUGCCCUAUAUGAGCGUGCUGGCAGGAGGCCUACAAGCAGCAUUCAUCCACUGCUCUAUCUGUGCCAGCGUUGCAACUGCCACGGUCCCGCCUCUGACUUUCUGGCACCACAUUACUGUUCAGUGAGCUGUGUGCGUCGCGCCCAGAAGCGUCGCCUGCCGUCAAAUACACAAAAGGAUAGUAAGAUGAGCCGCACGCUACUGGAGCAAACGACUGCAACAGUGUCAGAUCCGCCAAAACAGCAAGGGAACUACAAAUCCCAAUCGAAGUCUCUGGCUGCCUUACAAGAACAGCUUCAGCAGCUUACAAAGGAGAAGUCGCGAAAACCAUUCCGCUGGAGUGAGUAUCUCAAGGCCAAGGGCAAGGAUGUGGCAGCGCCCAUCCAUCUAUUCCUCAACCCGUUUCCCAUCAGUCCAAAUUGUUUCGAACGCGGCAUGAAGCUGGAGGCCAUAGAUCCGGAAAACUGCUCACUGUUUUGUGUCUGCAGUAUAGUGGAGGUACGGGGUUAUCGGCUAAAACUUAGCUUCGAUGGCUACUCCUCCAUGUACGACUUUUGGGUGAAUGCCGACUCGCAAGACAUCUUUCCGCCCGGUUGGUGCGAUGAGACGGCAAGGGUUCUGCAGGCACCCAAGGACUAUAGCUCGGAGCGCUUCAGUUGGAGCCGCUAUCUGGUAAAAACGGGUGGCAAGGCGGCUCCACGAGUUCUCUUUGCGCAUUUGAAUAUGCAGUCGCAGGCGGGAGUUCGAAACGGAUUUGCAGUUGGUAUGCAUCUUGAGGCCGAGGAUCUAAAUGACACGGGGAAGAUCUGUGUGGCCACGGUGACGGAUAUUUUGGACGAACGUAUUCGAGUCCAUUUCGACGGCUGGGAUGACUGUUACGACCUAUGGGUGCAUGUCAGUUCACCGUACAUCCAUCCUUGCGGCUGGCACGAGGGUCGCCAGCAGUUAAUAGUUCCGCCGGACUACCAAAAGUCGGCGUUUAAUUGGGAUGACUACAUAUCAGAGGUUGGAGGAUUGGCUGCCUCGAAGGAGCUGUUCACACCACGCCAGCCCAUGGAAUACCAGGCGCGCAUGAAGCUAGAGGUGGUGGACCAACGUAAUCCCUGCCUAAUUCGCCCGGCCACAGUGGUUACGCGAAAAGGUUACCGCGUCCAACUCCACUUGGAUUGUUGGCCAACGGAGUACUUCUUCUGGCUGGAAGACGAUAGUCCAGAUCUACAUCCCAUCGGUUGGUGCGAGGCCACCUCGCACGAACUGGAAACUCCGCCUGGAUACCUGCAAACCAAAUCUAUGAUGCCAUGUGAUGUGGAGGGAUGCCGGGGCUACGGCAAUGCCAAGCGGUUUAAUCUCAAUGUGCAUGCCUUGCGAGAUUGCUGCCCGUAUGCACCCGAGAACUGGCGCCAAUGGCGCUCCAAAACGGUAAAACCACCACGAGUUGCGCCCGAGAAGAUUAGGCGUGGAUGGGCGAAGAAACCAAAGCGAGCAAGUGCCGAGGUCAAGGUAUCGGUUAAGGAUGAGACCCACGCAGAGGUUAAGCCCGAGUUAAAAGUGGAAGCCAAGCGAAAGACACCUCCACGUCAGGUAAAGGUUGUGAAAAAGAUAAAGGAGGAUGCAAGUCAGGUGCCGGAUGAACGUUCUCUGGCAAUAGCCAAUUCCUAUGUGAAGGACUACGGACCACAGUUCCUGCAAAACUAUCGCCUUUGGCAGCAAAACAGCGCGUUCGAUUUGGACCAGGUGCAGACCAACCCACUGCACUGGACAAACUGGGAUGUGUACAACUACAUAGAACGAGAACUUGACUCCGCGGACAUUGCCAGAACGAUUUUCGACCAAGACAUUGAUGGCAGAGCGCUGCUGAUGUUAGGACGUCAAGAGUUAGACAAGUACCUGAAGCUCAAGGUGGGCCCAGCCGUAAAGCUCUACUCCCUGAUUGUUAACCUGCGCAUUGCGGUGGUCUGUAAGUUUGAGACCAAUACCACUGGACUGACAAUCAAUUUCGAUGAUCCCAUUCAGUGGGGGAAAGAGAAGGCAUCGACAUCUCCUGCCAAGAAGCAGGAGCAGCCCCAGAGUAACGGCUACAAGAUGGACCAUGAUGAGGAGCUCUACCAGAGCGGAAACGAUGAGGAAGCGGUGCUGGACUGCGAAGACUUCCUUAGUGUUAAGCCAAGCAGUCUUGUGAUUGACGAGGACGCCGAUGGCGAUGUGGUGAUGGUACCAUUGGAAGUGCGCAUGCCCAUGAGCACGGCCUCCUAGGACUCCAGACAACCCGCUUUCGUUGAUUGAUUUAUAAGAUUAUUUUGUUGCACCGGCCUCAGCCCUUUUGGGUAUUAAUAUUAUAAAUAAUAGUAUUUAUUAUAUAAGGCCAUCCGAUUUUGAUUAUGUUUGUUUUACCUAGUAUCCAAUAAAUGAUCCCCUAGAUAUGUA
This is a messenger RNA of Drosophila eugracilis, 5264 nucleotides long. RefSeq lists its product as uncharacterized. Gene Ontology annotation, cellular component: nucleus. The record is from RefSeq and is a predicted model, not a curated record. Gene Ontology annotation, molecular function: zinc ion binding; sequence-specific DNA binding. The coding region runs from base 768 to 5093 and encodes 1441 amino acids. Lineage: Eukaryota; Metazoa; Arthropoda; Insecta; Diptera; Drosophilidae. The transcript has 5 exons. Gene Ontology annotation, biological process: regulation of DNA-templated transcription.